AAUCAGGAAGUCCCUCCCCUUCCCACAAACUCUCUUCUGAGGAAACGAAACUUAUCUGAGUCUCUCUGUCGUCUGUCUGUGUGACAGUGAACAACAAGUCCAAAUGGCUCAACAGGGAGUUCUGCUGGACCAGGACCAGUUCUGUUGUUCUGUCUGUCUGGAUCUACUGAAGGAGCCGGUCACUAUUCCCUGUGGACACAGUUACUGUAGGAGCUGUAUUGAGGGCUGCUGGGAUCAGGAUGUCCUGAAAGGGGUCUAUAGCUGUCCUCAGUGCAGAGAGACCUUCACUCCAAGGCCUAAUCUGAGGAAAAAUAACAUGUUGGCUGAGAUGGUGGAGAAACUGAGGAAGACAGGACUCCAGGCUGCUCUCCCUCCUGCUCUGUGCUAUGCUGGACCUGGAGAUGUGGUGUGUGAUUUCUGCACUGGGACCAGAAAGCAGAAAGCCCUCAUGUCCUGUCUGGCGUGUCUGGCCUCUUACUGUGAGACUCACCUCCAAUCUCACUAUGAAUCUCCUGCUUUCAAGAAGCACAAGCUGGUCAAAGCCACGGCACAACUACAGGAGAAGAUCUGCUCUCAUCAUGACAAACUGCUGGAGGUUUACUGUCGUACCGAUCAGCAGUGUAUCUGUCUGCUGUGUGUGAUGGAUGAACAUAAAGACCAUGAUACAGUGUCAGCUGCAGCAGAGAGGACUGAGAAACAGAGGCAGCUGGGGAUGAGUCAGCAGAAGGUCCAGCAGAGAUUCCAGGAGAGAGAGAAGGAGCUGAAGGAGCUCCAACAGGCUGUGGAGUCUUUCAAGCGCUCUGCACAGUCAGCAGUGGAGGACAGUGAUCAGAUCUUUACUGAGCUGAUCCGCUCCAUUGAGAGAAGGAGCUCUGAGGUGAAGGAGCUGAUCAGAGCCCAAGAGGAGGCUCAAGUGAGUCAAGCUGAAGGACUCCUGGAGCAACUGAAGCAGGAGAUAGCUGAGCUGAGGAAGAGAAGCACUGAGCUGGAGCAGCUCUCACACACAGAGGAUCACAUCCAUUUCCUCCAGGUAACUAAACUGUCUUGUUACAUUUAUCAGUCUCUCUCUCUCUCUCUCUCUCUCCAGAGGUAUCAGUCUCUCUCCAGUAUCAGUGUAUCUUCAGACUUACCCAGCAUCGUUGUCCGUCCUCUUCAGUACUUUGGAGAUGUGAGUAAGACUGUGUCUGAACUGAGAGAGAAACUAGAAGACUUCCUUAAAGGAGAAUGGACCAAGAUCUCCACUACAGUGAAUAUAGUGGAUGUUGUACUGCCUCCAGAGCCCAAGACCAGAGAACAGUUGUUACAAUAUUCCUGUCAGCUCACACUGGACCCAAACACAGCACAGACACACCUCUCUCUGUCUGAAGGGAACAGAAAGGUGACCUUUACACGCCAAGUCCAACCAUAUCCUGUCCAUCCAGACAGAUUCACCAACCGGUGUCAGGUUCUGUGUAGAGAGGGUCUGUCUGGACGCUGUUACUGGGAGGUGGAGUGGACUGGUGGUGUUGAUACAGCAGUCUCAUAUAAAGACAUCAGCAGAACAGGGAGAGGUAAUGAUGGUGUAUUUGGAUUCAAUAACAAGUCCUGGAGUUUAGAGUGCUCUAGUGAUGGUUAUUGGUUCAGACACAAUAAUGUUGUGACUAAAGUAUCAGGCCCUCAGUCCUCCAGAGUAGGAGUGUACCUGGAUCACAAGGCAGGUACUCUGUCCUUCUACAGUGUCUCUGACACAAUGACCCUCCUCCACAGAGUCCAGACCACAUUCACUCAGCCCCUCUAUCCUGGGUUUGGUCUCUAUGAUUAUAUUGGUUCUGCUGAGCUGGUUAAACUGUAAACUGAUUAGUUAUUAAUUAAAAUUCAAUCCAAUGUUUUAA
This is a messenger RNA of Oncorhynchus nerka (sockeye salmon), 1871 nucleotides long. RefSeq names its product tripartite motif-containing protein 16-like. Bases 104 to 1831 code for a protein of 575 amino acids. Gene Ontology annotation, molecular function: zinc ion binding; protein binding. Lineage: Eukaryota; Metazoa; Chordata; Actinopteri; Salmoniformes; Salmonidae. The record is from RefSeq and is a predicted model, not a curated record. The transcript is spliced from 6 exons.